CUCGCUAAUUAGAUCUACAUUUCAUGCUAGAGACGGCUUUAAAGUCUAAAACACGAUGGUCCGAUGCAACCUCUAGCAGCAACCUCGUUUCGCGCGAGCUGAGUGCGUGGCCGCAACCAUGACCGAGAAAUUUCCAUCCGUAGAGGGCACGAACCAGCAAGGUGCCGCCGAUAAUGACUGCGCAUACUUCGGGCCCCUCGAUUCAGAACACGCAGGAGCGGAGCCAUCCGCGCCGGCCCUGGAAACUGGACCCCCAUGUACGCCGACAACGGAGCAGCCACCGGCACGCCCGCAUCCCUACGCCGCCCAAGAUAUUCGUCCGACUCCCAUCGACCGUUCGCAAUCGGCCAUUCGGCUUCGCAGGCUGAGGGUCCCGAAUCUUCCAUCAAGACUGGUCCCCGUCCAGAUCAUCGAGCAAGAAUCACCGGAUGGGCGCCGUCGGUCAAGCUCGGAACCCAACCGACCCCAGUUUCCCCCUGGGACAGCAUGGACAGCGUUACCGCCUUUGGCCGAAGCUUCAUCAAACCGUGAAUCGAGCCUCGGGGCUGUGCCAGUGCCGGCCGUAGCCGCACUUCCGCCAGGAUCGCACCCACAAGAACAAGGCCAUCGCUUCGGUAGGCGGCGUGGCCGGACCAUUCAAGGGCAACCGUUGCGCCAGGCACAGGACAAGGACUGUUACGACUCAAGAAUCGUCGACUUUCUAGACGUCGUUGAUCCCGAAGUGGCGACCCUCUCCUCUAUCACCAACAUUCAAAACUCCCUUUUCGUGCCGUCCCUCGGCAGAUGGGUCAAUCGCAGGCCGACAUACGACCUCUCCCAGUUACCACCAAUACCCGGCGCGUUUCCUCCUUCGAGGGAGGAUCUGCCAGGCACAGAAAGAGAAGGAUUAGAGCAUUCGCCAGCGCCGGCCCGUUCCCCAAGCCUAUCUUCGGUUCUGAGCGAACCCCAGUACGCCAUUCUCCCCAAUGACGCCUCGCUGGAAGGCUGGUCCGAGGAAGACAUCAAAGCCCUGAACGACUAUGUCCGCCAUAUGCUGCACUCCCGCCGGUCCAAGAUCAAACAGCGCCUCAAGGCAUUCGGCAAAUACGCCAGACGGCCGCUCGGCUUCCUUAUCACCCUCUAUGCUACUCUGAUUACACUCUUUGGCCUUGCCUGGGUACUGUUCCUGAUCGGGUGGAUCUACGUGGGAGACAGGCAGCUCUACGCCAUCACUGUUAUUGAUUAUACCCUGGUUGCCCUGUUCGGCGUGGUCGGUGAUGGGUUAGCCCCGUUUCGCGCCAUUGACACAUACCAUAUGGUGUUUGUAGCUCAUUAUCACCGAAAGACGUGGAAAGAGCGCAAAAAGCUUUUGCUGCCAAAGCUGCGGGAUCACAACGACCUGCCGACCGGCGAUGGCGACGGCGACGGCAGCCCAAAUCAGGACCUCGAAGCCAACAAACAACAACAAAAGGACCAGUUCUUCCCUGUACUCUCCGAGAAAGAACAAGCCCGGUUGGUACACCACCAGACCAAGCUCGCUAAAUCACAUACUUUCUACAAGCCGCACGAAACUGAGACUCAUCACGCCUUUCCUCUUCGUUUGCUCAUCGCCAUCGUGCUCCUCCUUGACCUCCACAGCCUCCUCCAGAUCGCCCUUGGAACGUGCACAUAUGGACACAUAGGGGGUACCGCAACGACAACGGCCCUCCUAUGUUGUUCCAUCGCGACAAACAUCACGGCCGGCAUUCUCAUCUCGAUCGGAGAUCGGCGGACGCGCAAGAAGGAUGUCCUCGAACGGCUUCUGAAACAGGACCUCACGAGCGAGGUCAUGAAGAAAAUGCGCAAAAAGAAGCAGAAAGAGGCACAGAAGGAACAGGCCACUGGCACCAGGGAAAGCAAGGACGACGGAAACAAGAUGGGCACGACGUCGUUGACGGCCGGCCUACACCCUAUACGGGAAUUACUGAGUCACAAGAGCGACGAGGGCCAUGAUGAAAAGGCGCAGACAGAGGCACCACAGAAACAAGAAUCUGAGCCUGAGGGUCGGGACUUGCGUGAUGUGAGCGACCCUCAUAUGCGGAUUCCAGGGGCGUUCCCGUAGAGGCAAGAUGUGUUAUAACUCAUGAAUCCAUGAUGGACGUGGGGAGUUUGGUGUAACAAGGCUGUACUUAAUAAACUUAUAUUUCUUAGCGCUAGAUUUAACGACUAUCCUAAAU
Molecule: messenger RNA, 2195 nt
Organism: Parathielavia appendiculata
Lineage: Eukaryota; Fungi; Ascomycota; Sordariomycetes; Sordariales; Chaetomiaceae
Exons: 3
Coding region: 119-2080 (653 amino acids)
Source: RefSeq, a predicted model, not a curated record